AUAUUUGUUUUUGUGAUAUUUCAUCAUUUUUAAACCUAUGUUUAUUAAAAUUAAAGUAUAAUAUUGUACAUUGAUAACAAUCACGACGUCGAUCGCCUCUAUUUGUGUAUGGUGCAAUCUAAUAAGCCGUGUGUAAUGAUGAAAUUAAUUUAAAAAUUUUACCAGUUUAGCGAUUGGUGUCAAGUAAAGAAUAUUGCAAACUAAUCUGCAGGUGCAUAUUCAUCUAUAUAGGAAAAAAUAAUUUCUAAAAACGUCGAUAUGUCAAGUCAAUUAAAAGCUUAUGAAAAGCUGGGUGAAGUGAUCGACUUGAGAAGCGAUACAGUAACGAAACCGGAUGUCCCUAUGCGCCAAGCAAUGUUCGAUGCUGAAGUCGGUGACGAUGGUUACGGAGAGGAUCCCACCAUAAAUCUUUUGGAAGAGAAAACGUCGAAACUAUUUGAGAAAGAAGCGGCAAUAUUUUUACCAAGCGGACUCAUGGGAAAUUUGAUUGCAAUGAUGGUUCAUUCAAAACAGCGUGGUGGUGAAGUAAUAGUGGGCCAUAAAAGUCAUAUUUUGCUGUGGGAACAAGGUGGAGCUUCACAGAUUGCCGGGUUGCAAAUGAGAGAAGUUAGGAAUUUGGACGAUGGUACCUUGGAUAUGACAGAGUUACUUGGAAAAAUACGACCGGAGUUCCCAGAUCCGCAUGAACCAUAUACUACACUAGUGUGCAUAGAAAACACUCACAACUAUUGUGGUGGUACUGUAUUGCCUGUCGAAUGGAUUGAUCAGUUGGGAAAACUCACCAAAGAGAGAAAUAUACCUUUGCAUAUGGACGGAGCAAGAGUGUUUAACGCAGCAGUGAGUCUCGGGGUCCCAGUCAGCCGCAUAGUGAAGCACUGCGAUUCCGUGACGUUUUGCUUGAGUAAAGGUCUUGGAGCCCCAAUCGGUUCCAUUUUAGUCGGUGAAAAAUUGUUCAUCGAAAGGGCCAGAAGAAUCAGAAAAGUGUUGGGUGGUGCCAUGCGUCAAGCUGGGAUCGUGGCCGCGGCGGGACUGUACGCAUUAGAUAAUUGCGUGGAAAGGCUGGCCGACGAUCACAGAAACGCCAAGAAAAUAGCUUACGCUAUCCAAAGGAUGGCAAGUCCCCAUGUGACCGUCAACCCGGAUGCGCUCGACACAAACAUACUUUUGGUGAACAUUAACCCACCUCGAGUCGACGCCAAAUACUUCGUUUCCGAACUUAUAAAGGUGGACGCUGACGGACUCGACAGUAAGACGAAUAAUAAGAUACGAUCGACCGCCGUGAGGAUAGCGCAGAUAAACGAUGCAAGAGUGAGGAUCGUGACGCACAAAAAAAUCACCGACACAGACGUGGACAUGGCCAUUGAAAAGAUUAAGUACGUCAUUGGAAAAAUCGACACGACCUGCAACCGAUAAAAACCGAUCCACUGCUAUCAAAAUUGUGUAACUGUAUAUAUUAAUAAUAUUUUAUACAUUUAAAUAAAUGUUUUAAAAUACUGGUGUCAAUGUAA
Messenger RNA from Myzus persicae (green peach aphid), 1508 nucleotides. RefSeq names its product probable low-specificity L-threonine aldolase 2. Gene Ontology annotation, biological process: L-threonine catabolic process; glycine biosynthetic process. The transcript is spliced from 10 exons. Gene Ontology annotation, cellular component: cytosol. NCBI's taxonomy places the organism in Eukaryota, Metazoa, Arthropoda, Insecta, Hemiptera, Aphididae. Bases 259 to 1413 code for a protein of 384 amino acids. Gene Ontology annotation, molecular function: L-allo-threonine aldolase activity. The record is from RefSeq and is a predicted model, not a curated record.